Molecule: messenger RNA, 969 nt
Organism: Polychytrium aggregatum
Lineage: Eukaryota; Fungi; Chytridiomycota; Chytridiomycetes; Polychytriales
Exons: 3
Coding region: 1-969 (322 amino acids)
Source: RefSeq, a predicted model, not a curated record
AUGGCUGAUCAGCGCAUGUCAUCUGGCAGCAGCCUGGCCCAGAGCCUGACGUCAGAGGCGAGGCACAGGGCCAAAGCGAGCGCGGAUGACGGGGGGGGCGGGAUUAUGGCCAUGAUCCUGUGCGGCGCGGCGGCUGAUUGGUGGGUACAGCGCUGUGGGACACGGCGUGGCCCGAUCGGCGACACCGUGACUCGAGCGAACGGAUCCUUCUGCGCAAACAUCAUCACCACCCACCACCACCCGCCGCAGGCGCCGAUGGCAAGAGUUGAUUGCAAGCGCAUUGCAAGUGCAUAUUACGCGGGUUUGUUUGGGGAGGGGCUGGCUGUGGGCCGUUGGGGCGGCUGGGAGGUGCGGGCUGCCGCCGUGCAAGACCAGCGAGACCAGCGAGACCAGCGAGACCAGCGAGACGAACCGAUGUCGAACCCGAGAAGAGGGGGGCCAAGGACAGCCGAGGUCCGCUUGGCCGCUGGCGACAGCACGCCAAGCCUGGAUGGCGUUGCUGUGGAGGCCCUCUCGCCCACGCGGGAACCAGGCCCGGUGGGACAGCCAGGCGCAACGGCCAGGCGGAUGCGACUGAUGAUUUUGAUUAUUGCGACCGUCGCGGCUAUCGCGGCCAUUGCGAUUGCUGCCAGCAGAAUGGUGCAAAUGCGGUUGUCGCGAGAGGCCGUGCGACCGCCACGCCGUCCAAUGUACGCGAUCGGCUGGAUCUUGGGGUCUGCAGCCCGUGCAGAUGAUGCCGGCUGGUCGAUGCUGGCGAUGCUGGCUUGUGCAGAUGAUGCUGGCGAUGAUGCUGGCGAUGAUGCUGGCCGAUGUCGCCUGGAUACCCAGCCCGUGUCGGUGCUUGGCUGCGUCGGCGGGCAGCCGCUGGCAGCCGAUCGGCACAGGUCCCCCCGCGCCAUCGAUUUGCUGGUGGAGACGAGACAGGACCGCCGGUCCAAUUUGGGCAGUCGGUCAGUUGCCAUCGGCUGA